This is a messenger RNA of Seriola dumerili (greater amberjack), 2151 nucleotides long. RefSeq names its product serine/threonine-protein kinase BRSK2 (gene brsk2b). Bases 121 to 2085 code for a protein of 654 amino acids. Gene Ontology annotation, molecular function: protein serine/threonine kinase activity; tau-protein kinase activity; ATP binding. Gene Ontology annotation, biological process: intracellular signal transduction; microtubule cytoskeleton organization; protein phosphorylation. The transcript has 19 exons. Lineage: Eukaryota; Metazoa; Chordata; Actinopteri; Carangiformes; Carangidae. The record is from RefSeq and is a predicted model, not a curated record. Gene Ontology annotation, cellular component: cytoplasm.
CGCCGACCGAGGCGAACUCCACUGCCCCGCGGAACUGCGCUUUUCGCCCCCAGAGAGACGCGUCCCACUCGGACACCCGUGAGAAAAAUUACUCCCUGCUGAGUCCGUUCACGCCACAAAAUGUCAUCGUCGGGCAAGGACGCCAACAGCGGGCAUUACGCCAACUAUGUGGGACCGUACCGCUUGGAGAAGACGCUGGGCAAAGGACAGACAGGUCUCGUGAAGCUGGGCGUCCACUGUGUCACGUGUCAGAAAGUCGCCAUAAAGAUUGUCAACAGAGAAAAGCUCAGCGAGUCUGUUCUUAUGAAGGUGGAGCGGGAGAUAGCCAUCCUCAAACUCAUAGAGCAUCCCCACGUUUUAAAGCUGCACGACGUCUACGAAAAUAAGAAAUACCUGUAUCUGGUGCUAGAGCAUGUGUCCGGGGGGGAGCUCUUCGACUACCUGGUGAAGAAGGGCCGGUUAACACCUAAAGAGGCCAGAAAGUUCUUCAGACAGAUCAUCUCCGCCCUGGACUUCUGCCACAGCCACUCCAUAUGCCACAGAGAUUUGAAGCCCGAGAACUUGUUGUUAGAUGAGAAGAACAACAUCAGGAUAGCAGACUUUGGCAUGGCGUCUCUGCAGGUCGGGGACAGUCUGCUGGAGACCAGCUGUGGAUCCCCGCACUACGCCUGCCCAGAGGUUAUCAGGGGGGAGAAGUAUGACGGGAGGAAAGCAGAUGCAUGGAGCUGUGGAGUCAUCCUGUUUGCACUUUUAGUGGGCGCUCUGCCUUUUGACGACGACAACCUGAGGAAUCUUUUGGAGAAGGUGAAGCUGGGAGUUUUCCACAUGCCUCACUUCAUCCCUCCGGACUGUCAGAACCUUCUGCGCGGCAUGAUUGAAGUGGACGCCACCAAGAGGCUCACGUUAGAGCAGAUCCAGAAGCACACGUGGUACCUAGCUGGGAAGAACGAGCCUGAGCCGGAGCAGCCCGUCCCCAGGAAGGUGGCCAUCAGGACGCUGGCUGCGGCCGAGGAGAUCGACCCCGACGUACUGGAGAGCAUGCACUCUCUGGGCUGCUUCAGAGACAAGGACAAACUGACCAAAGACCUGCUGUCUGAGGAUGACAACCAGGAAAAGAUGAUCUACUUCCUCCUCCUGGACCGUAAAGAGAGAUAUCCCAGCCACGAGGACCAGAACCUGCCGCCGCGCAACGAGAUCGACCCUCCCAGGAAGCGCGUGGACUCGCCCAUGCUGAGCCGCCACGGCAAACGGAGGCCGGAGAGGAAGUCCAUGGAGGUGCUGAGCGUCACGGAGGGCGGGUCUCCCGUACCGGUACGGCGAGCCAUCGACAUGGCGACACACGGUCAGAGAUCGCGGUCGAUCAGCGGAGCGUCCUCCGGUCUGUCCACCAGUCCUCUCAGCAGCCCCCGGGUGACCCCUCACCCCUCCCCAAGGGGGAGCCCUCUUCCCACCCCCAAAGGCACCCCAGUGCACACGCCCAAGGACAGCCCGGCUGGCACGCCCAGCCCAACGCCCCCGCCCAGCCCCUCCAUCGGCGGCAUGCCCUGGAGGACGCGCCUCAACUCCAUCAAGAACAGCUUCCUGGGCUCGCCACGCUUCCACCGCAGGAAAAUGCAAGUUCCCACCCAGGAGGACAUGUCCAGCCUCACCCCAGACUCCUCUCCAGAACUGGCUAAGAAGUCGUGGUUCGGUAACUUCAUCAACCUGGAGAAAGAGGAGCAGAUCUUCAUCGUGAUCAGAGACAAACCUCUCAGCUCCAUAAAGGCCGACAUCGUCCACGCCUUCCUCUCUAUUCCCAGUCUGAGCCACAGCGUCAUCUCUCAGACCAGUUUCCGGGCGGAGUACAAGUCCACAGCCGGUCCAACGGUUUUCCAGAAGCCUGUGAAGUUCCAGGUGGACAUCACCUACACCGAGAGCACCAGCGCCACCAAGGAGAACGGCAUCUACUCCGUCACCUUCACCCUGCUCUCAGGUCCGAGCCGACGUUUCAAGCGUGUGGUGGAGACCAUCCAGGCUCAGCUGCUCAGCUCCGACCAGCCCGGCGUCCAGCCGCAGAUAUCUGGGAUCAUCCAUAAUAACUAUUAACCUCGGCGGCUCCUCGAGACCGGGCCGACAGCGGCCCACUCACGGCCUGCCACCGUCAAGAGAGUC